AUGUCAACUCUGGAAGGCAAGGUAGCCAUUGUGAGUGGUUCUUCAGCAGGUAUCGGCGCUGCUAUUGCCCAGGAGCUCUCGUAUCGAGGGGCUCGUGUAGUAAUCAACUAUCCUUUCUCUUCGGAAAAGGAAAACGCAAAGGCGGUCCUUUCAUCUCUGGAAGGGCCGGCCGGGUCCAUCACAGUCGAGGCAGACCUCUCUUCCACCACUGGGCCUUCCAAGCUGGUAGAGUCAGCCGUCGAAAGAUUUGGCACGAUCGAUAUUCUCGUCAACAACGCAGGCAUCAGCGCACCCUUGGACAUACGACAUGCAGACCUCGAUGAAUGUCUCAAUGCCUGGGACACCAUGGCUGGCCUCAAUGGCCGAGGGACUCUGCUCCUCACUCGUGCCGUCUUGAAACACCUGGCCAAACAGAACUCCCGCAUCAUCAACAUCUGCAGCACAACCUCACGCAAUCCAGAGCCCGGCAUGUCGGUCUACGCAGGAACCAAGGGUAUGAUCGAGAGCUUCACUAGGUGCUGGGCUAGGGAGCUGCCCCAGGAGUACGGGUGCACCGUCAACGCCGUUGCUCCAGGGCCGGUUGCCACGGAGAACGUGCUCUCCGCCCCCCCUCAGAUCCUGGAGAUGCUGAAGAAGACUAGCGAUGGGACGCCUGUUGCUCCACGGAUGGCGGAUCCUUCCGAGGUUGCGUGGACUGUGGCGACCCUGUGCGAUGAGCGGGCCGCAUGGCUUAAUGGAUUUCGGUUCUCCAUUGACCAAUGUGCCCCGUCCGUCCGUCUGUGUGAUCUAAACUCCACAUACAAGUACGUAGUCGACCAACUACCCCAGGGUUACCGAGAUAGCCGUGGUUUCCCCACGGGGAACAUCUUGAUCUGGUUGUCUCUGAAGCUUGUCGGCAUCCCGAAUUCCAUCAUGUGGUUCAACCGAGGCCACAGCAGGCCAUGCGAGAACCUUGCGCACCAUGUAGGCCCUAUUGUCGUCGUGGGUGCAGGUCCCGUUGGCCUAUUCACGGCUUUGCUUCUUGCUCAGGCCAGCGUCAAGGUCAUCGUGUACGAGAAAGGGAGCGGAAUCGAUCAGUCCCCAAGAGCAGUAGCCUACUUCCCAGCGGUUCUCGAGGAAUUCUUCAAGGCAGGAAUUCUUGAGGAUAUCAUCAAUGCCGGAGAGAAAAAUACCAAAGGAUGCGACUGGAGAGACAAGGAUGGAAACAUCCUUUGCAAGCUUGAUGUGCCUCCAGACAUGUCUGAUUUCGCUGUCAUGCUAUCGCAGCCUGAAAUGUGCGAGGUCGUCUUGGCUGCUCUCCAAAAGACCGGCUUCGCCGAUGUCCGCUUCGGGCACUCUUUUGAGCACCUUGAACAAGACGAAGAUGCCGUCAACUACUGGAUCAAGGACGAAUCUACCCAGCAAGUCACCAAGAACAGAUGCCAGUCCCUGAUUGGGGCAGACGGUGGCCGAAGCACCGUGAGAAAGAGCCUCGACAUUGAGAUGGAGGGCUUCACCUGGGAUUCUUGGCUUUUCGUUGCCGUUAACUUCGCCUAUAAUCUAGACUAUUUUGGCUGGAAGGCGGGUAACUUUAUUGUUGACCCUGAUGAAUGGAGCAUCGUCGUCAAACGUGGCAAGGGGGACAGCUGGCGAAUGGCGACAGCAAUCCCAAGACAGAUCACCGAAAGCACAGAUAAGAGAUUCGUGCUUGAAGAAGCCGAGGUCAAGAGGAUCAAGGACCGAAUCUGCCGCCUGCUUCCGGAGACACGAGCAAGAUUGAGUACGAGGCAAUGGCGCCCUACCUUACUCAUCAGCGUUGCGCCUCACGCUUCCGGCAAGCUCAAUAAUCCCGUCGGCGGGCUAGGCCUCACAACCGGUAUGCUCGACGCUGCCCAUCUUGGCCGCAGCUUGCGACAGAUCUUCAGGGAGGGGGCCAACCCAAGUGUCCUCACCACAUACGCUCGGGUCAGACGGAACAUCUUCCGUGAACGCACAGACAAGUUGACCACGUCUAAUCUGCUGAGACUCAUGUCAACAGAUGCGGCUGAUGUCAAGAAAAGGGAGGAGCUCUUUGCUCGACUGAAGGACCCCGGGGAAUUCGUCAGCAAAAUACAGACAGGGCUGCCAGACUUUGCGCUCACCUCGACCUCGGAGACAAAAUUCGACACCUUUCACGAAACGACGUGGUUCAUCUCCGUCACCCAACCCGACGACUGGACUCGGGAACAGUUUAUACAUGAGUAUAAGACGGUCCACACCGGAAUGACCAAGGGAGGCAAACAAGCCGGCUCGCCAGUGCGCCGAUACGUGCAGCUUUCGAACUCUGCCCUCACAGUGCCAGGUACAGAGCGACCUAGCUGGGAUUUUGUGACAUGCCUCACCUUUCCGAACCUCUUCAUCACUCAUGCCGGGCUUCAGGACCCCCACUACCGAGCUACAGCUGGCAAACACAUCUUCUGUCGGCUUGAUCAAAAGGGAUGCCUCGUUAGGAAAGUGGCAUAUUUCUCGCAGGUGGCGGGCGAGGAUGGUUUCAACCCUGGUGCCAUUCGCGCUUUGAUGUUCCAUCAUCGAACCGCGAAGGAUGAUAAGUUUACUGAGGAGUGGUUUCAAGAGCGAGCCAACAAGGUGACGGAACUCGUCACCUCGGAUCACAGAGUUCGCUCGUUUGUUCUUUGGCAAGAUAUAACGCCUAAACAGAUUGGCCACUUUUUCAAGGACACCCAGUUCGCUGCUGGGACAUGGCACAACUUCAAGGCUGUUGAAACCUAUGAUUUCGUUGACCAAGACGGUGCCGGCACAUUCCUGAGAGACCUUGGAGAGCGGCUCAUGAAGGCCCAUGAUGGAAAGAUAACUGUUGUCGUUGGUGAGCCUGAUGUUAUAUUCUAG
Molecule: messenger RNA, 2865 nt
Organism: Fusarium vanettenii 77-13-4
Lineage: Eukaryota; Fungi; Ascomycota; Sordariomycetes; Hypocreales; Nectriaceae
Exons: 6
Coding region: 1-2865 (954 amino acids)
Molecular function (GO): FAD binding
Source: RefSeq, a predicted model, not a curated record